GGCGGCGAGAGAGCUCACUUUCAGCGAUGGUUGACAAGCUCUGCCACCACAAAGUAGCCAGGAUCGAGGACGGAAGGUACUUGCCGCAGCAGCGGAGUAGUCACAGCAGCAGCCGAGAGGGAUCGCUGCGUCCCAAGUAUAAAGGAGUACGUAAGCGGAGCUGGGGGAAGUAUGUCUCGGAGAUCCGGGAGCCGAACAAGAGGUCGCGGAUCUGGCUCGGCUCCUUCGAGACACCCGAGAUGGCGGCUCGAGCCUACGACGCUGCUGUUCUGUGCCUGAGAGGUGCCAAUUCUAGCUUCAACUUUCCAGAGUUCCUGCCUGGCCUGCCGCGUCCUUUGCCGACCACCAACAAGGAGAUCCAAGCUCUGGCUGUUUUCGCUGCUCAGCAAGCUCGAGUUACUAGCACCACUGCUACCGCUGCUGCUGCUGCUGCUGCUCCUAACUUGGUUCGUGUGCAGGCACCUCCAUCAAUCUCUUCGACUGCUGAGUUCUACCAUCGGAGAAGAUCCAGUCAAGAAAGCCUCCGAGCUGUUCCCGACGAGAGUGGCGGUGGCAGCAAGCGAGGCGCAGUAGGUCCAGUCGCUCAGAGUUCCAAUCCAAACGCAUCGUCUACAUCAGCAGCGCCUGUGUCAGCACCGAACUCGUCGCGUUCCACGACAUCUAGUGACACAGUACCGGCUGCUGUCGGCUCCACCGAGAUACUUUCAGCAAUCCCACUGUGGAUGGACGCUCCAGAAGACGCGAGUGACUUGGAUCUCUGGACGUAUCCCGAGUUUCCAUGCACCUGAAGCUGAGACGAUUUUUCGCCGGGGAUCUUGUUUUGGGCAUUCCUUUUCUUUGUCCUAUCUCCAUCUAGAUCAAGCAACAUGUCAAAAGAUUAGAAAACAAAAUAAAGAAAGAAAAAGAACAGGA
Selaginella moellendorffii is the source of this 912-nucleotide messenger RNA. Its product is annotated as ethylene-responsive transcription factor ERF021-like. The record is from RefSeq and is a predicted model, not a curated record. The coding region runs from base 27 to 788 and encodes 253 amino acids. Gene Ontology annotation, biological process: regulation of DNA-templated transcription. NCBI's taxonomy places the organism in Eukaryota, Viridiplantae, Streptophyta, Lycopodiopsida, Selaginellales, Selaginellaceae. Gene Ontology annotation, molecular function: DNA-binding transcription factor activity; DNA binding. The transcript has a single exon.